Messenger RNA from Micromonas pusilla CCMP1545, 755 nucleotides. RefSeq lists its product as uncharacterized. The record is from RefSeq and is a predicted model, not a curated record. NCBI's taxonomy places the organism in Eukaryota, Viridiplantae, Chlorophyta, Mamiellophyceae, Mamiellales, Mamiellaceae. Gene Ontology annotation, molecular function: RNA polymerase III type 3 promoter sequence-specific DNA binding; RNA polymerase II cis-regulatory region sequence-specific DNA binding; core promoter sequence-specific DNA binding. Gene Ontology annotation, cellular component: snRNA-activating protein complex. The transcript has 2 exons. The coding region runs from base 256 to 606 and encodes 116 amino acids. Gene Ontology annotation, biological process: snRNA transcription by RNA polymerase II; snRNA transcription by RNA polymerase III.
GUGGACUACUCCGAGUCUAUCAUCGCGCAGCAGAAGAAGCUCGACGAGGAAGCGAACGGCGGUCCUACGCCGACGGUGCCCGGCGCGCGCGAUCACGUCCUCGAGGCGUUUCACUCGGCCGCCGUCGCCGAGUACGACAGACUCCUGGACGCGGGGAAGAGCGAGGACGAGGCGAUCGUCGAGGCGAGAAAGAUUGGCGGCGAGGCGGCGAAGAGAGCCGCGGCGGGGCGGACGCCUCUGUACACCGCGCGGGAGAUGCGCGGCGUGACGUUUAACGACCUCUCGCUCGCGUGCGGGAAGCAUUACAGCUAUCAGCAUCAGGGCGACUGCGAGCACGUGAUGACGAUUCGCGACAUCCGGCUCGCGCACGCGGACGACCCGAAGGACCGACACGUGUACCCGCUGCGUAUAUUCCGCGGACGCCCAUUUCGGAGGCGAUGCCAGAUGUGCGACGUGUUCGACGCGAAGCACGUCACGAUCGCGGACGAGCUCGCGCCGUGUUCGCCGUGCUUCUUCUGCGACAAGUGUUUCGAGAUUUUGCACUUGGACGAAAACGGACGGCCGGUGUACGCGGAAUACACUCGGUAUCCGUACCACCACGAGUGAGCGCGCGGUUUGUGUGGCGCGGACACUGGAAGGAAAGAGGGGACCGUGCAGUGCGACGGCGACGAGAGGAAGACAGAUUUAUUAGCGAUCGUUGAAACGACGACACGACGACGACGACGAAAAGACCAAAACAAAAAAACUGACGCGAC